AGGCCGCCGCCGUGCAGCUGGGGCUCCAGCUGACGAACACGACGCCGCGGGACGACGGGCAGAGCGGCGCAAAGACCGACCCUCCGGGCUGCUACCUGGAGGGCGGGACGCUGAAGAUCAACUCCAGGGGAGGCAACACGGGCAGUUGCGAUGCGACCGACCAGUGUUUGUGUUUCAUGCCAACGACGCCUGCGCCGACGCCUGGCCCCUGCCCGGGCUCCUGCUACGGGCAGACCUGCGACGACAUCGUCACGUCGAUGAGAGAUUCGGCCGCCUACGGGUGCUGGGCCUUGGAGGGCGCCCCCUACUUCUGCGACUGCUCUGGCUGCAGCUGCGUCGAGUACUGCUCCGCCCAUUCCGCGUGCUCUGAGGGCUCUUUCUGCCAGCUGGAUGGAACAUGUGCCACUUGCGACGAGUGUGAGUACUGCUUCGAAGGCAUCGAUGGAACAUGUGGCUUGUGCGGCAACACCACGAGAAACCAGAGCUGUCAGGUGGACUGCGAGGACACAGCGGGGUCUGCUACCUUCAACGCGGGCGAGGGGCUCGGCGAGGUAGGAUGUAACGCCUACAGCGAGUUCCCAGAGUACUGCUUGCUUUCCGCCGCCGUCUACGACGACGAGGACUUCACGGCCAGUGUGCACUGCUGCUCCUGUGGCGGGGGGAGCAACCCACGCACAGAAGCCGUUUGGUCUGCCUUGGGCACAGGUGUUUGUCGCAAUCACGACUCCGACUGGCAGCUUUCGGACGAGCUCGGCCCUAGCUGGGGUCUGCAGCGUGGCCUCGGCUGGCGCAUGUGCGACGGCCGGACCGACGUGGAGUGCCAGCAGGUCUGCGCGCAGAUCCCAGGCUGCAGCAUGAUAUCGAACGGCUUCUGCUGCUUUCUGUUCAAGGGCUCUACAUGUGACCUCGAUGCCAGCGAUGCCAGCUACCAGUCUUUCGCGACGGGGGUGGUUGGCAGCGAGCUGUGCGUGGAUGGCUGCAAUGGGAGGACGACCUGCAGGUGCGGCACGUCCGCGAAGCUGUGCACCAUGCACGGGCUGGUGUGGUGCAGCAGUGCUUCCGCUGUCGCCGCGUGCGAGCUCCCCGUCACGGGCCCGUGCAGCGCCUGCGAGGGGGGAUGCUCGCUCGGCGGGCUCUGCAACUGCUCGAUGGGCCCGUCGGACUGCGAGGCCGCCGGCGGCGUGAUGUGCGAUGGCCCCGACGAGUGCAGCGUGUGCCCGCGUGAGGGUAUCGACCCCGCCGCCGUCGCGCGCGAGGCCGACGCGGCAGCGGCCGCGCUCACGUGCGGGGACCUGCGGCGGGCUGCGGAGGCGCACGCGUUGCCCCUGGCCUGCUCCCAGAUCCGCACGCUCUACGCGGACCCCUGCUGCACGCCGCACACCGCGGCGCUGAGCAUCCGAGUCGACAGCGGGGGCCUCACGGCGAUGGUCUCCAACGGCAGUGCCAAGUCCACGUUCGAGAGCGGGGUCGAGACGACAAUCCUCUCGGGGGGGGGCGCCCGGGCUGGCAGCCGCGUCUGGGUGGACAGCUACGCCUACUGCGGGGCACUCGGCCUCGUCACCGUGCUGCUGGCGGCCUCGGGCGGGGACGACCUCCAGGGGGAGCGGGCCCGGCUGAACAGCUCCCUGGAGGCCGUCACCACCGGUAUGGUCUCGAUGGCUCGCACCGUCCUGGAGUCUGGCCAGCUGCGCGGGGUGGCGCUGACUCCGACCGACAACCACUUCGACAUGGAGGUGCAGUGCGAGCACUUCGCCAGCAUCCUCCUGAGCUGCAACGCCACCCAGGCGUCGGCCUCCUUCGUCCAGGGCCUCCGCGACGAGUAUGACGCGGGCUUCCUCCGGGCCUGUGCGGCGUGCGGGAGCCAGCGCUUCCACGACGCGGGCUGCGUCGGGGACGAGAGUUACCCCUGGCCCUCGAGGAGGAAGAAAACAGCACAAGCACAAAAACCCAAACAUCGGGCGUCUCGAAAAACUCGGGACGGAGGCUCUUCGUCGUCUUCGGCCUCUCGGGGCCCCCUCGCCGGGCCUCGGGACCGUCAAGAAACGAUUCCGGGAUGCAAAACCGGUCCAGAGGAAGUGGUCGGGAGGUCGGGGGCACGUGCGUCUCGAGAAAAUCGAGACGUCGGAUGUCUGUGAAUGUUCGGAGUUCCGCGCGGAUUUCGGGGACCGGCGCUGCCCCCGCCCCCCUCCCUGGCGCGCGGAGCGCGCCAAAGGGCCGCGACGGAGGAGCUGCCAGGGGGCUCCAGCGUUGAGUCGGGCGUGUCCCUCUACAGGAG
Messenger RNA from Prorocentrum cordatum, 2275 nucleotides. The record is from the annotation of a GenBank genome assembly. NCBI's taxonomy places the organism in Eukaryota, Dinophyceae, Prorocentrales, Prorocentraceae.